Molecule: messenger RNA, 892 nt
Organism: Durotheca rogersii
Lineage: Eukaryota; Fungi; Ascomycota; Sordariomycetes; Xylariales; Xylariaceae
Product: histone-fold-containing protein
Exons: 7
Coding region: 310-717 (135 amino acids)
Biological process (GO): nucleosome assembly
Molecular function (GO): structural constituent of chromatin; DNA binding; protein heterodimerization activity
Source: RefSeq, a predicted model, not a curated record
GCCGGCUACUAGAUGCCAACCCCACAUUAACCUCCAAGCCAUUUUGUCUCAGUUCUGCUAUCUGCUAUCCGACCCUCCCUCCAUCAACCAUCCUCUCUCCAACCCAUUCCAUUCCCUCGUUCACUCCAUCUGUUCGUCCGUCCCAUCCUCCUCAUUCACAUUUAGGUUCGACGUAUAGCAAGACCCAGCAGCCUCGUUUCGUCCCCUCCUAGGCUUCCUGUCGACACGGUGUUGAGGCUCCGAUUUUCGGUCGCUACGAUCCGCGGAUUACUACAGCUACCCAUUACCACACCUGCACGCGUUGUCAUCAUGCCGGGCCAAUACAAUCCUCGAAGUGGAAAGGGAGGAAAGGGCCUUGGCGGCAAGGGCCUCGGCGGCAAAGGUGGAAUCAAACGUCAUCGCAAAAUUCUUCGGGACAAUAUUCAGGGCAUCACAAAGCCCUCCAUCCGACGUCUCGCCCGACGAGGUGGCGUCAAACGCAUAUCUGCCAGCAUCUACGAUGAGGUGCGCUCCGCCUUGAAGGGCCGCCUUGAGGAGAUCAUUAGGGACUGUGUGGCCUACACAGAGUACCGCCAGCGAAAAACGGUCACUAUCAACGAUGUCCUGCACGCCCUGAAGCGACUUGGCCGCCCCAUCUACGGCUUCGACGAUGACGUUCCCGCUAAGCUUGCGAAUGGAAGUCACCGCGAUAACAAAUCCCACUCCUCCCGAUACUAGUCUUUGGGGGGGUUGAAGAGAACAAGCAUGAUUGGUGGAAGCUUGGUAGGAGAAGGGAGACACAUGUUAGUUGCACAUCAUGUGCACGAAGGACGGUUUCGGUGCCGUUAUGCCUUGUAGACAUGGCCGGAGUACACAAUGUGUGACUCGUGCGAGAUGAUAAUGAUACCCAAUU